Messenger RNA from Hippoglossus stenolepis (Pacific halibut), 4217 nucleotides. It is a transcript of the gene sept12, whose product is annotated as septin 12. Bases 156 to 2990 code for a protein of 944 amino acids. Gene Ontology annotation, cellular component: cell division site; septin complex; microtubule cytoskeleton. Gene Ontology annotation, biological process: cytoskeleton-dependent cytokinesis. The record is from RefSeq and is a predicted model, not a curated record. The transcript is spliced from 11 exons. NCBI's taxonomy places the organism in Eukaryota, Metazoa, Chordata, Actinopteri, Pleuronectiformes, Pleuronectidae. Gene Ontology annotation, molecular function: molecular adaptor activity; GTP binding; GTPase activity.
CGCACACUGCACGGAGGAGACACUCGGGACGCAGAUCAGUCGACUCCGUCCCUGUACAUUAGUUCUUCUAACCCAGGCAAUCUUAGUUUUCUGCCGUUUGCUGUUUCCUCCCCUGAUCUGCAGCGGCACCACGCACCCUCCUGCCCACAGACACAAUGUCGGAGCUUUCAGUGAAUGAACACCUCGAGGGGAUUUUAUCAGAUUUCGAAGCACUGAAGAGAUCCUUUGAAAUUGAAGAAGUGGAUGACAUACCACCCUUCUCCUCAGCUUCCCCUAUCUCCUCACCCAUUUCUCACCCUUCCUCGCAUUUCUUCCUUAACCACAAUAAAGCCACUGAGGGGAAAAGUGGAGAUGGCCAGUCCUCUUCAUUAGCCUUCAACAACAACAACUUAGACUCUACAGCCCACCACUCCUGCACAAGCCUGAAUUCCAAUCCCAGCCCUGUUCUCAAGUCCCGUACAGUAGUUAACAGCUUGUCCUUCAACCGAGGAACAAUGAACAAGCCCGCCGUCCACCAUAAUGGCUCCUCUGUGGCCAGAGCCUCAUCCUUCCAGAGCAAGUUAAAUCCCAAAAGCUACUCCAUGUUUUCUGGGCCCGGCAGUGACAACGACAGCCUUCACAGCUCCUCGUCCAGCCUGGAGUACUCUGGGGGUGGUGGGGUUGCCCUCCCUCUUAACAAACUUGGGUCAUAUCCUAGCCCUCCACCUCAGGGAGAGUACCACCGAACCCAACCCCCACAACAGCAACUAGGUGGAGUGGCCAACUUGGUAAGCAACUAUAGCAUGAAGAAGUUCUCCUCCCAUGGGAGUGUUUUCCACACCGAGAUGGACCGUGGGUCAGGGAUGAUGCUGGGUGGUCCACAUCCUCGGGGGAUGAACCUUGGCUCCAUGCCUACCCUAGACGUCCAAAUUUGUGAUGGAGGAGGAGGAAUAGUGGGUGGAGGCAGGUUGUCUCGUGGGUUGAGUAAUGCCAAUGCAAAUGCCAACUGGAAUGGUCAUCCUCAUAAUGACACUUCUGUUGUGGUCCCCAAGGUCCUCAAGUCUCCCCAGCCUAAGGUCAAAGAGAUACCGCGUCUCAACAAGUUUCCCUUGGAUCUGGACAGCUUGGUAAGCAGCACCUCCACAUCUCCUGCCAAGGCUCAAGCAGGAUCCAUGAACCCCAAGCCUACUCCAAGGAGUACAGGGGGCAUCCCCCACCACACCAGCCCUCCACCCACUUCAGCCAGCCCUUCAGCCUCUCUCAACAGCCUGGACAGUACUUCUGACACUCUGUCCCUAUCCCAGCACAAUCCCCUAUUGCUUUUCUCCCCAUGUUCUCCAAAACCUUUACAGGGCUCAGUUCCCAACCCAGAGAUGAGUUGCUCUCGAGUGCCCCUCACGCCAACCCAGAGCCCAAAGCUGGAGGUUAUCACAGGGCCCCAACCUGUUCAGAUGGUUGCCUUCCUACCUAGCCCUUACAGCUCGUCAAGCCCCUCCAGCCCAAGAGCCACUCGGCCUUUGGAGGAUUGUGCAGGGGAUACCAGAGAUAGUGUUGGCUCAAUCCUACAGAGGAUCGCUUCCUUCUCUCAGCCUGCAGCCACUGACACUACACAAGCAACGGUGACCCAGCUCCCUACAGGCCCAGGCAAUGGUUGGUCUACAAUCGGUUGCCCUGCUGUAACCAUGCCAAUGCCCUCUAGGAAAAACUGGAAGAAGAAUCAUGAAGACACUGCUGAAAAGCUGGAGACACCCCCGCCCACCCCAAUGGAGGAGAGCGAGGAAGAAGAGGGAGGCAUCCUGGGACAAGAGCAAAAGGAUGAGGACAAGAAUGAUGAACAACCCGCCAGCAUGCCUACCCAGAAUUCCAUGACAGAAAAAGAGGAGAACUGUUUGAAGGUUUGCCCAGUGAUGGAGGAGAAGGGGAAGGAGAAGGGAAUGAAGGAAGGAGAGAUGAAGAAAGAAAUGGAGCUGGAAAUAGAGUUUGAUGGGGAGCUCUGCCAGUCAUUGCCUGGCCAGCAGAUUAGCUUCAUCCGAGGCACUGACCUGUUUGGAUACGUGGGCAUUGAGGCAGUACUAGACCAGAUGAGGCGCAAGACUAUGAAGGCUGGUUUCGAGUUCAACAUCAUGGUAGUUGGUCAGAGUGGUUUGGGGAAGUCCACACUUGUCAACACUCUAUUCAAGUCCAAAGUCAGCCGAAAGUCCUGCAUGCCCAACUACGCAGAGGAGAUCUCCAAAACAGUCGAACUGCAUUCAGUCAGCCAUGUGAUUGAGGAGAAGGGAGUGAAAAUGAAGCUGACAGUGAUCGACACUCCAGGAUUUGGAGACCAAAUUAAUAAUGAGAACUGCUGGGAGCCCAUAGUGAAGUACGUCAAUGAGCAGUAUGAGAAAUACCUAAGAGAGGAGCUGCAUGUGAACCGCAAGGCGAGAAUACCUGACACCAGAGUCCACUGCUGCAUCUACUUCCUCCCUGCCACCGGACACAGGUUACGCCCCAUCGAUGUUGAGUUCAUGAAAAGGUUGGGGAAGAUAGUGAGCAUCGUACCCGUCAUUGCCAAAGCUGACACGCUCACAAUUGAGGAAAGACAGGAGUUCAAAGAGAGGAUCAGGCAAGAUUUGGUAGCCAAUGGGAUUCAGGUUUACCCCCAAAAAGAGUACGAUGAAGAUCUAGAGGAGCACAUCAUCAACGACAGGAUCAGGGAAAGCAUUCCCUUUGCUGUGGUGGGCACCGACAAGGAGCACCAGGUGAAUGGAAACACGGUCCUGGGCCGUAAAACAAAGUGGGGAAUCAUUGAAGUUGAGAAUGUUGCACACUGCGAGUUUGCCAACCUGAGAGAUCUACUGAUCAGGUCUCAUCUGCAGGACCUGAAAGAGGUGACGCACAACAUCCACUAUGAGACCUACCGUGUACGACGGCUCAACGAGAGCAACAUGAACUUCAGCGAAAUGGGACUGUCCACCAGGCCACUGGAGAAUGGAACUGCGGACAAAUGUGAAUCAGAGAGUCACCUCUAAUCUCUCUGUCGUCUCUGCUGAUGCUCCAGCACAUAAAAAAUGAGAUGCAGAAACGAUUUUUUCAAAUAUGUUUUUCCUUUUUUCAUCAUGGGACCAACUUGUUCAUUGUUUUUAAAUGAGAAAUUCUAUUACACAAGACAACAAAUAUGAUUAUAUUUUUCAAUGUGCGCUUAUACAGUAUGUAUUUCCUGGAAGGAUGGAGACAGGGCAAGGGAGAGCAGGCAGAAGAAGAUGGCACAAUAAGAGGGAACAUAGAUAUAAAUCUGCCAGUUGUAUUAAAUUUGAACAGACCUUAUCACCUAAUGGCAGCAUUGGACCUCUCUAAGGUCCAAUGCUGCAGCCAUGUUUUAGUAUCUGUUGGAAGGUCUGGAAGUAGAUGAGGGGAGGUUGUUACAGUACGAGAUUCAUGCUCAUGUUCAACUAUCAUAUGGGCAGAAUGUUUGGGUGUCACACUCCCACUUUGUACAGGUGUUCACACACAUUUACUAAUGCAGUGUAUCAUUCUGUCCUGGUUGGUUUUGAAUAUGACCUGAAGGAGAAGCCAAUCAUGUUGUUGCUUCAGGACAGGUUUUUAAUUAUUUUGACGAUUAAUGUAACAAUGAACACCAAGCAACAUACAAAUAGUUAAAGCAUGCGGAACAGGUAAAAUAACCCCCCUCAAUAAAACUGUCAAUUUAAGAAUAUGAGCCUGUUCAGUUGCCAAUGCUGCCCUCUUCCUUUGGACUUAACAUAUUACUUAAAGUACUCUUGAAUUGAAGUACUCAAAACUUGUGAGAAUCAAGUCAACCCACGUGCUGUGGAGAAGUGGAGGAUGUGCCCCUGGUUUAAGUUGCUUUUAUAACAAGAUAGCUGCCUUUUAUAACUGAGCUGCAUUAAUUAUAUAUGUGGCUGUAGAAAAUAUAAACAAAAUGAUUAGACUGUAGAAUUUUGGAGGACAUGUCGUAAUUCAUCAUUCUGAGUUUUGACAUUUGCUAGCUUCUUUUUCCAGUCAGGUCUCUAUGUCUACACUUACAUGGAUAAAACUGAAUAUUCUGUUUAUGUUUUGAAUAUUUUAGGACCACACUUGAGUCUAAGAUACUUUUUUUAAACAUGUAUUCCCUAUUAAAGUGCCAAAACAACUGCUUGAUUGAAGUUGUUAUCCUCUAACUCAUUUUAAGCUAAACUAAACUCCAAAAUGUUUUUUGUAACAUUUGUAACACAGAUAGAAUAAAACAAGUCUUUAUGUCA